Lodderomyces parapsilosis is the source of this 510-nucleotide messenger RNA. RefSeq names its product signal peptidase complex subunit (gene SPC2). The coding region runs from base 1 to 510 and encodes 169 amino acids. The transcript has a single exon. Gene Ontology annotation, biological process: protein targeting to ER. NCBI's taxonomy places the organism in Eukaryota, Fungi, Ascomycota, Pichiomycetes, Serinales, Debaryomycetaceae. The record is from RefSeq and is a predicted model, not a curated record. Gene Ontology annotation, cellular component: membrane; signal peptidase complex.
AUGUCUCAACUAAAGAAAACGAAUCUUAAUUCAGUCAAAGAUUUACAAAAGACGACUGACGAAAACUUGAACUCAGUAUUACAACAAUUGGGGUAUGAGGAAUCAUUCGCUAUAACUGAUCUCAAACUAGGACUUGGUUUAUCAACAGUUGUUGUUGCUGGUUUAUUGUUUCUUGCUGAUAAAAAAUACAAAUUCAAACAAAUCUACUCUAUAACGGUGGCAGCUUGUGUUAUUUACGGAUUUCUUAAUGUAAUUUUAUUCUUGAUCAAUUUGAAAUACAAGAAUGUCAAAUACAUUGGUGUGGACUCCAAGGGAAAUAAAAUAACAAUUGCCUCAGAUAUCAAAAAAUACGAACCUAAUUACAAUGUCACCAUUACCUUCAAAGACACGGUUGUCACUGGAUCAAUACCGUUUAAUAAGUUUUUCGAUGUUAUUGGAUACUUUAAUAGAGACGAAUUCACCACAUUACUCAGUGAUGAAAUAUCCAGAGCGGGAAAGAAGAAUGAAUAA